AGUUGUGAGACUGUAGCUCAAUAAGUGAUUCGGAUACCUGGAGGAAGGUCCUAGUGUCUCGUUCAAGUGUAUUUUUUAAGAGAAAUAGCAUUGAAAAAAGGGUGUUAAAAUGCAUUUUCGCUAAGUUUAAAUUGCAAAUUCAACCACAAGACAUUGGGAAAAGCGUGAAAAUUCGUUUUUUCAUUAGGAUAUGUGUUGAAGAAGAAAAAUUUUCCUCUCAUUUUCCACCCAUACAUCUCUCGGAGUUAUCUUUUUCCUUUUUGCCAUUUUUGCAGAUAUACCAAAAAAAAAAUUCAAUACUUGUGCUCACUUUGUCCGAUUCAUUUUAUUCCUGUUUUUCAACCCCCUCAACAAUAUCGUUUUAAAUACAACCACCACCCCCGAAAGAAAAGUGUAUCGUUUUAUUUAAUGGUGCUGCCCAUGGAAUUAGAAUCACUCAAUUUGUGCGUGUGUGCUUGAUAAAAAAAAGGAGGAAAAACGAAGUUUUCGCAGUUUUGUAGAGAAGAGAGAGAAGCAAAAAAAAAGUUUAGAAAAUUCCAGUGUGAAGUUUCGGGGUGAAAGGGACACAGAGAGAAAGGAAAGGACGAUGAUAUUGGACAUUGUUAAAAUUGUCUCCUAAUUCAGUGCCAUUAUACCAAGAAAUGUUCACUGUUCAGCAUCUUUCUGCAAAUCACGUAGAAGUUGAUAAGAAUUUUCCACCCUCAAACAAUCAUGGACGAUUCAAAAAUUCAUCAUAUAACCAUACUCUUAUUAAAACCUCCACCGUGCUAAAAAACUGUUUCACAGCUUGCAAAACGUAACACUGUUCAUCUUUUAUUUCGACACUUCAAAAAAAUAAAAGUUUAAUAAUAAUUUUCGAUAUAAAAACCCACCUUUAAAAAAAAUUCCGCAAUCUCACCUUUGUUUGUAAGUUAAUUCAAUAUUAACGCAUCAAAGAAUUAUGACAAAAUUUUAAGCAUCUCUCACUUUAAUAAAAUAAAAAAUUCGCCUCAUAAAUGAGCAUCAAAACCAAAAAUAAAAGAAAAAUUAAAUAAAUAAAGAAAAAAAUCUGAAGACGAAUAAAUAAAUAAAGAAUUAUUAAAGUAAAUGUUAAGUACUAAAAGAGUAAGAAAAAUGCGAGUUAUGCAUAAACUGUCUAAAACAAAUUAUAAAUUUGGUGUUAAUAAACGGAAGAAAUGAAGAGAACGCACUAAAUCUGCAAGUUUUUAAACAAGAAAAAGAGACUUAAAAAAAAACAUCAUCAAGAGAAGAACAAAAAUGAUGAAAGGGAUUGUUUCUAUAGUUUUGUUCUUUGACAUGAAUGGAAAGCUUUCUCUCAAACCAAUGAAUCGACUAAUAAACUACAAAAUUCCAUAGUAGAUAUGAAAACAAGACUGUGAUCGAAAAUACUUGAUAGGAGACAGAGGUUGUGAGUGGAUUGAUUAAGAAGAAAAAAAAGAAAAUAAGAAGCAAAGCUGCCAGGAUCGAGGAAAUUUUUAUGUUUGGAUUGGAGAUAAAAAAAGAGGAAAGAAAAACAAGGCAAUACUUCAUCACUUGAGCAACGCUAUACUUACCACAAGAAGAAAAACACACCAAAAAAAAGCACUAAUUGGAUUUUUGCAAUCAAUUCGGAUACAUUGGGGAUCGCAUCAAAAUAUUCCCCAAUAAAAAUCACUUCUUUUUUGGAGAUGGAUACAUUUCUGCUCACACUGCUGGUCUUCCUUAUGAUUAUUACAGAAAGUUUACAGGGCCCACAUGAAAAACGACUGUUAAAUAAUCUCUUAGCAACGUACAAUACACUAGAACGACCAGUUGCUAAUGAAUCAGAAGCAUUGGAGGUAAAAUUCGGUCUAACUCUACAACAAAUAAUUGAUGUGGAUGAAAAGAAUCAGAUUCUAACUACAAAUGCGUGGUUAAAUUUGGACGAGAAGAAUCAACUCCUAAUAACAAAUAUAUGGCUUUCUUUGGAAUGGAAUGACUACAAUCUUCGAUGGAAUGAGAGUGAAUAUGGCGGUGUGAAAGAUUUACGAAUAACACCAAAUAAAUUAUGGAAGCCUGAUGUCCUCAUGUAUAACAGUGCGGAUGAGGGAUUCGAUGGCACGUACCACACAAAUAUUGUGGUCAAACAUAACGGCAGUUGUCUGUACGUGCCCCCUGGCAUCUUCAAGAGCACAUGCAAGAUAGACAUCACGUGGUUCCCAUUUGAUGAUCAACAUUGUGAUAUGAAAUUCGGUAGUUGGACAUAUGACGGAAAUCAGUUGGAUUUGGUGCUUAAUUCAGAGGAUGGUGGUGAUCUAUCAGAUUUUAUCACAAACGGGGAGUGGUAUCUCCUCGGAAUGCCCGGGAAAAAGAAUACCAUAACUUAUGCGUGUUGUCCGGAGCCUUAUGUCGACAUUACAUUUACAAUACAAAUACGUCGGAGGACGUUAUAUUAUUUUUUUAAUUUAAUUGUUCCGUGUGUUUUGAUUUCAUCAAUGGCUCUAUUAGGAUUUACAUUGCCACCGGAUUCGGGGGAAAAAUUGACACUAGGAGUGACAAUUCUUCUUUCCCUCACGGUUUUUCUCAACCUAGUGGCAGAGACUUUACCUCAAGUAUCUGAUGCCAUUCCUUUGUUAGGUACAUAUUUCAAUUGCAUCAUGUUCAUGGUAGCAUCUUCCGUUGUACUAACUGUGGUAGUCCUCAAUUAUCAUCAUAGAACAGCAGAUAUCCACGAAAUGCCACCUUGGAUAAAAUCCGUUUUCCUGCAGUGGCUUCCGUGGAUCCUACGUAUGGGAAGACCUGGUAGAAAAAUAACGAGAAAAACAAUUCUACUUAGCAAUCGCAUGAAGGAAUUGGAACUGAAAGAGCGCUCCUCAAAAUCACUUUUAGCAAAUGUGCUAGAUAUUGACGAUGAUUUUCGACAUGUAGGAAUAUCCGGCUCCCAAACCGCAAUUGGCCAAUCAGCUUUCAGUAGACCAAAUACUGUGGAGGAGCAUCACUCAAUGGGUGGAUGCACACACAAAGACUUGCACUUAAUAUUAAAGGAAUUGCAAUUUAUUACGACAAGAAUGAAAAAGGCGGACGAAGAAGCUGAACUCAUAAGUGAUUGGAAAUUCGCCGCGAUGGUUGUCGAUAGAUUUUGCCUCAUUGUUUUCACAUUAUUCACAAUAAUUGCGACAGUCACUGUUUUACUUUCUGCUCCGCAUAUCAUCGUGCAGUAAUCAUGGAGAAGAAGAAAAAAGGACAACUUAUUAGACAUAAGUUUGAGGAGAAAAAAAAUGUUAAAAAUAAAUGAAAAAAAAGAUAUUUUGAAUAACGAAACUGCCGUAAAAUAGAAACAAAAACAAAAAAUAAUUUGUAUGUUAAAAUGGUACAAAAUAAUUUGAUUUAAUUUGUUCGUUAACGAAUAAUGGAGGCUGUUUUCGCAUAAAUCUUAAUCUUUAACGGAGAAAUGCGUCGAUAUAAAACUAAUUUUUCAUUUUCAAUCGACAAUUUUUAAACUCUUUUCUUUGAGCCAUUUUACUUUACAAGGUCGCAUUAAAAUACAUUUUAAAGAAAAACAUCAUUGCACUCUAUAACCGUUCCUAUACAUCUUCUUACCAUAUAGCGACGAACAAAUAUCUUCUCCUUAAUUGAAAUUUAAUUUAAUUUGUACGUUUACCAAAUAACGUGAGCAAAAAAAAGCUCAGUCACGUACUAAGCGCUAUUGUUGCUAAAAAAAAAACUUGACGGGAAUUUCUUCUAACUUCCUUUACUAAAUAGUUAUAUAGAAGAAUGAAAAAAAAGAGUAAAUAAAAUGAUAAAAUAAAGAAACUUAUCAUGGAGCAUAAAUAGGUAAUUAUAAGUAUCAGAAUUCUUGAAGAAGAAGAAGAAAAAAUGAAUGAGACAUGUUUAGAAUUAAUAUUAGGAAUUUUAUACAUAAUUUCUUCAAAUUUAAAUUGAUCUUACAUCUGGAAAUCAUCUAUAUGUAGAUGGAAAUUGAAAAUGCAUAUUUCUACGAAUAAGCAAAAAAAAAGUGGCGUAUAUGUUUAAAAUAUACGUAAAAUUUUUUAUAUGGAACGCACACUACAUAGAAUGAAAGUGAAACUUUGUAUAAAUUAUUUCUCGCUGAAUUUCGAAAAAUUUUUUGGUUAAAUAAAUCUAUUUAAUAGUUUCCGUUCAACACGUAACGAAUUUCAAACAAUUACAAAUAACCAAAAACCCUCUUUUUUUGUUUUAAUUUAAAAGUCAGAAUGAAAUAAUUAUACAUUCAGAAUUAUUUAUUUGCCAAAAACAGCUUGAGAGAAUAAAUGCAAAAAUCAAAAGAAAAAAGUUUAAAAUACUUUUCAAUAUGUAUUUCUGUGUAUUAGUGGAGGACAAAUGAAAGGGACUUGAUAAUUUUCUUCUAGUUAUGACUAGAAAUUUUCACGUUAAAUAUCACCCGCAACGGGGUAUCGACUACUAAAACAAAAAAAAAAGAAAUCGAAUAAAAUGUUAGUCAAAUCGUAAAUAUUUCACAAUUUCGUUUACACUUUAAAGAGAAUUUUAAAAAUUAAAUUAGAUAUUAAUCUGUGGAUCAUUUAAUUAAAAAUCUGAAGCUUUAAUUAAUUAGUUAUUAUAUAUUGACAAAAAUGUACCAAGUACAUAAAUGGAAAAGUUAUUCAUUAAUAGGAAUUUAUCAAAAUGUGACAGAUUGAAGGUAAUAUUUAAUUGAAAAUAUUUAUAUUUAAAAAUAUAUUUUAUUAUUUACAAAUUAAUUAUUCAUUUUUUUUUAUUCUGACCCAUUGCACAUAAUUUAUGUAUCAGGGUCAUUAUAUAUGAUUCGUUAAAUGCAAUUCGAAUUAAUUCAAAUUUUAUUCAUAGGCAGAGAAAAUGCAAAAAACCACAAAAUAAAAAUUAAAUCUACCUCCAAUCUGAUCAUAUUUCUUUCGCACUUUUAUAUUGUUAAGAGAGCACGAGAAUUUUGUUAUUUAGUCAAUAGCAAAUUUAUACGCACCCAGUUUAACAAUUUCUUUUUUUCUUUUAUUGUAGGAAAGAUAUUUCUUUGCAAUUUUUUUUCACAAGAAAAAAAUCACAAUCAACAAUUCUUCCAAAAACAUAGACAAUUCCAUCGUAUUACAAAAUACGAAGACAAAAUCGCGAAUUUUAACCUAAAAAAUAUAAUUUUUUGAUAAAAUAAUUAAGUAAGUAGAAUCCUAUAUCAGUUGACAUAUAGUUAGAACCUACUCUAUAUAAUUUAUUGAAUUAUCUAGAAUUUUUUUUAAACCUCUUGAGAACACACAUAAUUUUUAGACAAAUAUCUAGUAAGAAUUUAUGAAUGAGUUGUGUUUUAGAAAGAGUAAUCAAAUUAAUGAAAAAAAAGAGAUGCAAAUUAUUUUGAAAUAUAUAUAUUUAUUAAAUAUAUAUAAAUAGUUAAAGAAAAAUGUAUUAAAGAUAUGUAUUUAUAAAAAAAAAAUUCAUAAUUCAAUAAAAAAUACAUAUUAAAUUAAAAUGAAGUGAGAGGAUUAAAUAAAAAAAAAUAAAUUAAAAUGGUUUUAAUAAAAUGUCUGUGGUCGAACAACGCGAUACAAACAGACAAUGUUUCGUCACAUUGACGACUAAUUAAAAGAGAAAAUAAAAAAAAUGAUUAAAAUUUUAUUGGUAUACAUAUUACACAGAUUUAUUGAGGUAUAAAUGAAUUGAUUAUAUUGACUAAGAAAAUGCUAUUGAAUUAAAAGAAGAAAAAAUAAUUGCAGAAAAUAGGGGAAAAAUAUAAAUUAUAUUGAAUGUUUUAUCAAUAAGUAAAAGACAAAAAUUAUAUUUACAUAAAGGAAGUUAUUAAUUGAGAUAAUCCACACCAAAAUGCAGAAAACUACGCGCCAUGUAACAUUUUUCUUGCAUCAGAAGCUUUCAAUUUUCUGAUUUUGAUAACACGUUGAACGCCAUUGGACGCUGGCGUCCAAAAUUAUGUGAAGAAAAUCUCCUAAAGCACUUUGAAACAUUUUUAUAUUCUGAAACUUAACCUUUUCGGGUCUGCAUGAAACAUAAACAUUGAAACAUAAAUAAAACCUAAAUUGAAACAUGCAAUCAUAUUAUCGCUAUAUUUAUUCUGUAAAUGCUCUCAGAUGCCAUUUCGGAGUCAAAACGUCUUCUUUGGCCUCUUCCACGAAAUCUUAAUGUAUUUUUAACUUGGAGAAAUAAUUAAAUUCACUUCAAUUUGAGAAAACAAAAUGUUUCACGUUUAGGUUAGCGUAUAACCCAAGGGACGCGAAAGGGUUAAGGGAAAAUUAUGGCAUGAUUUGAACUAAAGACAUUCUGAAGAUCCAAAAAAACUAUGAAAAUAACCAGAAACUUGUUACAUGGUGUUUAAUUUAGAAUCAUUCACUAUACAAGUAGAAAUGACAGCAAAAACAAUUCUCGGGAAAUUGGAAGAAUACAUUUUGGUUAAAAUAUCUGUGUGCGUAUAAAAUAAAAAAUGCAAUUUACAAAAAAAAAGGAAAUUUUUGUAUUUUGUAUUCCAAGAAAAAGGGCCAAAGUGUAAAGUAAAUCUUCAUCAAAUUCUUUUUAAGAAAUAUAUUUUGAAAUUCUUAAUUUAAUGACGAAAAAUGAGAAAGUAAUAAAAUGCGAUAAAAAAGGAACCGGAACAGCAUUUAAAAUGUUAUUAAAGUGCAAAAGAAGAAAAGAAAAAUUAAGAUUCGGUCCUAUUUAGCGACUAAGAAAUCUUUGAGAUAUCAAGGAUUUCUUGGUCGCAGAAUACGACCCACUAUCUCCAUCGAAGACAAAAUAAAACUAUCUCGUAAUUUCAUUCAAAUAAUGUAUUGAAAUUUUUAUAUAAAAAAAAAAAUGAAAAAGAAAUGAAUAUACUUUAUAACUUUAUGUCAUGUUGACAUGCUGUAUUUAAAUUUUUACAUAAAUACAUAAUUUAUGGACACAUUUUUCAGAUGAACCUAAAUCUCUAAAAAUGGAACGAAAACAGAGUAUCUCUUAUGCACCUACUCUGUACGUUUUAAAAGUUUAAAGAAGGGAAAAUUUUAAAGAAAAAAUAUAUAUUUAAAUGAAAAUCUUUCAAAUUUUUAAAGAAUAAAAUCUUACUCCUUCACACCUGCAGUCUUAUACCUUCUAAAUUUGCGCCAGAGAGACGUAGCUUUGAAAUAAGGAUUUGAUAUUUAAAAAAAAAGUAAAGGAAUAGUAAAAAAAUAAUAUUUUUAAAGACCUGAAAGGAUGUUAAAGUAAAAAGAAGUAAAAGAGGAAAGAUAAAUAGAAUACGUAUUUUAAAUUAUCUAAUUUUUCAACUUCAAUACAUUUGAGGUGGAGGAUCUUUUCCAAUGGAAAGUAAAACUUUUUAAAAAAAUAAAUGACAUUAUUUUAAAAAUAAAGAAUAUGAGAAUUUUUUCUCAUCUAUCAUCGGUACAAUGUGCUGAGAGAGGAAAACUUUUUUGAGAAGAUUUAAAGAAUAAGAUUGCAAAAAAGGAUAAAUGAAAAUAUUUUUCAUAGAACACACUCAUACAUAGAAAAGAGAAAAUAUUACUAUUUCCCAGAGUCAAUAUGCACGGGACCAGUUCAAAAUUGAAGCUACAAAUCCAAUGGAAAAAAAAUAUUUUGCCACUAUCGAUUAUGUUGGAAAAUCGAGACAAAAGAAAAAAACCAACCAAAAAGGUAAAAUUAUUUUAUCUAAAAAAAAUGAAAAGAAUGAAACUUUCCGUUCGCAUGUCCAAAAUCACAAUAAAUAAAAAAAAUAAAAAUACAUAAAACGUUACAGGAAAAAUCACGAGGGAGAUAUAAUAUUAAACAAAAAAAAACUAAAAUCCUUUGCAUCUCAAAAAUGUGUCCAUAUUGAUGUAAUAAAAAAAAAUAGAUAAAAGAAUGUGAAAAAGAAAUAGUAAAAUAUUCAAAUAUUUAAAAAAAAAUUGCCACCGAAAUAUUUAUCGUUAUGAUACAAAAUAGAGUGAAAAAAUUAUUUUGAAAAAAUGUGGAAAAUGGAAUAAAUGAAAUUUAUUAGGUGAUGUCUUUGAGACUAUUCCCCUUUUAUUUAUUUGUUUCAUAUUGAAAACUGUUGUAUUUAAAAAGAAAUAUUAUUCUUAAAAAAACUAAUUAAAAAAAUAAAAUUAAAUAAAUAAAAAAAUGUAAAUGAGGCGUGAAAAAUCGUAUUUAAAAAAAGUGAAUAAAGCGAAGAUAAAUCUCGAUAAUUUGCUCUAAUUAAAAAAGAAAAGAAAGAAGAAUAGCAACUAUAAAGAGACAAAUCAUUGAAAAUAUGGAGGAAAAACUGAAUAUUUAUAAAAAUCUGUAUACACAAUUAGAAAAAAAUGAAUUAAAAAAUACACAUAAAAUAAAGACUUUAAAAGCGAAAUUUUUAUAUUUUGUUUAUAAAAUGAAAAAUUUUGAAAGUAUGAGAAUAUUAAAGGAGUCUUUUUAAAAGAAAAUUGAGAAAGUAAAUCGUUAAAGAGAGCAAGUUAAAAAAAAUAAUAAAUUUACUUAAAGAAAAACCAACUAAACAAAGAGUUUAAAAGACACAAUUUUGAGGUAUUUUUUUAUAAUGAAUUCUUAUUGCAAAGCAAUACCUACACACAUUAUUUUGAUGAAUGAAUUUUUAUAGUAUAUUCCAUUUAUUAAAGACACCAAUACCUAAAUUUCAAGAUCCACGACAGCUUCAUAGGGUAGUACGGGGCAAAAUGGCGCAAAGUUCAGGAGAAAAUAUAUUUCAUCUAUAUUGAAUCGGUUUAUGAUCCUAAUUAAGUGGUUAGAAUUUGAAUUCAUUCCUUAAAAAUUUUUAUGUAUAAAACCAUGAUUUCAAUCUUAAAUUGUGAUGCCUUUGAUCAUAACCUAACAUAAAAAAACGCGUUGUUGCGCGCUGUCACUGUCAAAUAGGAAACGCGUAAAUGAAAUAAAGUAAUCGUGUUUCAUUGACAAGGUGCGAGCUAUGUUACGCUAUGAUUAGGGCCUUAGAAUCGUCCUAUGCAUAGCCUAGGUCACUUUAUAACAGUUUUGUAUCAAUUAUUUCUUUUACUUUCAAACUAUAUUUAAUUCCUUAAUAAUGUGUACUAAAAAAUCAGCUAAAAUAUUUAACAAGUUUCCACGCCAUUUUGCCCCACUAACCUUUAUUCUUUAGAUCAUUUCUUUUUAAUAUUCUUACUAACCAUGGAUGGAAUUACAAUUGAAAAAAAAUUAUGUACAUAGUAGCAUUCAAUCAUGUUUGCGGGAAUGAAUAUCAGAAGAAAAAAAUCACUAAGCUUGAGAAAAUAAAUUGAAAAGAAUAUUCCAAAAGACAAAAAAUUGGCCCUAAAUACGGUACGUUGAAAAAUAAAAAAUAAAAAUAUUCCCAGCGAAUAGUCGAGACACACACCAUUUUACGUCAAUUUCAACCAUCUUGAAUGUCAAAUCGUUUUUCGUUCUUUAAAAUAGAAAAAAAAUUAAUAAAAUAUAUAAUUUCGGAGGGAAGAAAUAUACCAAGAAAAAAAAUUGGAAAUCGUAUAUUUUGCAUAUAAAAAAAUGAGAUCAUUUAAGAAGAAUUUAAGUGUUUUAAUGAAAAUCUUUGAAUGUCGAUAAAAAAUGUACGUCUGUGAGUGAAUUUUAAAUAAGUAUGAAAGCGUGUGCGACGGCCAAUAAAUAAAAAAAAUCAAUACAAUUGAGACAAAAAGAAGUCAUUAAGUGCGAUAAGAUGACACAAAAAAAAUGAUUACACCUGAGUGAACCAAAAUAAAUGUAUUUUCCGAAUUUUCUAGGUACUAAGUUCACAAUAAAUAGUAAAUAUACAUGCAUAAAAAAAUAGAUAAUUUCAAUAAUGAGCGAGAAGAAAAGAUGAAAAAUUUUUGUGAUAAAUUAAAUUAGGAGAACACCAGUUAUUAGGUUAUCAAUUAUAUAUCGAAAAAUCUGUGUAGCGACAAAAUUGCGUGUUUUCAUUUUAAUCCGAAGAAAAACCAAAAAAGAAAAAAAUGAGUAAACUAUAUUGUAGUGUGUAAAACGUAUAAUGUAUUCUCAUUUAUUAAUUAAUUUCAUCUCGAAGAUGUUUUUCUUUUCAAAUAAUUCUUUUUCAAUUAUUAAUAAUUAAAUAAUUGAUAGCCUAAUUUCGUUGAUAUUUCAUUUCUCGAUAGAAAAAAAAAGAUGUGUGUUAGGAAAAAUCUAAAAUAUUUUGGGUUCGACAGGUUUCAAGCAUUUAUGAUAACUGGCCACAUUAUAUAAAUGAAAGCAUGAAAUGAAAUAUAAAAUGUUUAAUAACGUUAA
Molecule: messenger RNA, 10134 nt
Organism: Lutzomyia longipalpis
Lineage: Eukaryota; Metazoa; Arthropoda; Insecta; Diptera; Psychodidae
Gene: nAChRalpha6
Product: neuronal acetylcholine receptor subunit alpha-7
Exons: 14
Coding region: 1668-3179 (503 amino acids)
Biological process (GO): monoatomic ion transmembrane transport; regulation of membrane potential; nervous system process
Cellular component (GO): neuron projection; synapse; postsynaptic membrane
Molecular function (GO): acetylcholine-gated monoatomic cation-selective channel activity; transmembrane signaling receptor activity
Source: RefSeq, a predicted model, not a curated record